AUGAUGUGCGAGGUGAUGCCCACCAUCUCUGAGGAUGGGCGUGGCGGGAGUGGGGGAGGGCCUUCCUCUCCGGGAGGGAGUGGCGGGGGAAUGGGAGGCGGUAUGGGGGGUAUGGGGGGUGGGUACGGGGGCAGAGGAGAGCCCCGGGGCGGAGGUGACGAGGGGGGCAGCACAGGGAAUCUGGAGUCUCUGAUGGUGAACAUGCUGACGGAGAGGGAGAGGCUGCUGGACAGCCUGAGGGAGACCCAGGACAGUCUGGGGACAGCCCAGCUUCGACUCCGAGACCUGGGCCAUGAGAAGGACUCCCUCUCGAGACAGCUGUCCAUCGCCCUACCACAGGAGUUUGCAGUGCUGACCAAAGAGCUGAAUGUCUGCCGGGAGCAGCUGCUGGAGAGAGAGGAGGAGAUAGCAGAACUCAAGGCAGAGAGGAACAACACACGGCUGCUGCUGGAGCAUCUGGAGUGCCUGGUGUCUCGUCAUGAGCGCAGUCUGAGGAUGACAGUGGUGAAGAGGCAGGCCCAGUCUCCUGCCGGGGUCUCCAGCGAGGUGGAGGUCCUCAAGGCCCUCAAGUCCCUGUUCGAACACCACAAAGCCCUGGACGAGAAGGUGCGAGAGAGGUUACGUGUGGCUCUGGAGCGAGUGACUGUUUUAGAGGAAGAGCUGGAGUCCUCCUCAAAUGAGUGCCAUUCUCUACGAGACCAAAUCAAAAGACGCCAACAAGGCUUAGAAAAUGGGAAAGAGCAGCUGCCCAAUGGACCCUCUUCCAUCCUGGAGGAUGGAGAGAUUGACAGAGAGAAACAGAGAGAAACAGAGAUAGAGCGGCAGAGAGCAGAGCUGGCCCAGCUGAAAGAAAGACUGGCCCUCAUGUGCAGACAGGUUGGGGAGAUCGAGGAACAGCUGACUGCAGCUAGGAGGGAGGUGACCAAGUCAGAGGAAGCCAAUCAGAAACUGCAGAGGGAUGUGAAAGAGGCUCUUUGUCAGAGAGAGGACAUGGAGGAGAGAAUAACUACUUUAGAACGCAGGUACCUAAGUGCCCAGAGGGAGGCGACGUCUCUCCACGACAUUAAAGACAGGCUGGAGAAUGACCUGGCCAGUAAAGACUCCCUCUACAGGCAGAGUGAGGAGAAGAACAGGCAGCUCCAGGAGCGUCUAGACGAUGCCAAGCAGAAGCUGCAGCAGACCCUGCAGAGGGCCGAGACGCUGCCUGAGAUAGAGGCCCAGCUCGCCCAGAGAGUGGCUGCACUCAACAAGGCUGAGGAGCGUCAUGGUAACUUUGAGGAGCGACUGCGACAGAUGGAGGCGCAACUAGAGGAGAAGAAUCAGGAGUUACAGAGGGCGAGGCAGAGGGAGAGGAUGAAUGAUGAACACAACAAGCGUCUGUCUGACACGGUGGACAAGCUGCUGUCUGAGUCUAACGAAAGGCUUCAGCUCCAUCUCAAGGAGAGGAUGGCUGCCCUGGAGGACAAGAAUGCUCUCUCUGAGGAACUUUCUAACAUGAAGAAGAUCCAGGACGACCUUCUAGCAAACAAGGACCAGCUGAUAGCCGAGCUGGAGAGGAUUCAGCUGGAGUUGGACCAGCUCAGACUGAGACCCGGCGGGUCCUGCUAUUCCAGGUCUCUCCCAGGCAGUGCUCUGGAGCUGAGGUACUCCCACGGGGGCGGCUCCCUCCCCACGGGCUCCACCGCUCACCUGGAUCACUACGGUAACGCCAACACCGUGGCCGUGGUCAGGCGGACUCACCGCGGGCGCUGGAGCACAGCCCGGGAAGACACCAGCAAGUACGGGGACUGGGACAGUGGGUCAGCGCUGCUGAGGACCGGGUUUGAGGGGGGUGUGGACCACGGUUGCUCUGACGAUGAGGACGACAGAGAGACACUGUUUGGCUCGGAGCUGUUGUCUCCCAGCGGACAGACUGACGUCCAGACACUGGCCAUCAUGCUGCAGGAACAACUAGAGGCAAUCAACAAGGAGAUCAAGUUGAUCCAGGAAGAGAAGGAGAGUACAGAGUUGCGGGCGGAGGAGAUCGAGAGCAGGGUUAGCAGUGUGGCUCUGGACGGUUCCCCCAUCCCACCCUCCUCCCUGGGGAGGGACAGUAUGGGGCGCGGCUUCAUCCCUCAGUCCCUCACCUCCUCCACCCUGGCCUCCCCUUCUCCCCCCAGUUCUGGGGUCUCCACCCCUCGCCUGUCCCACUCCCCUCACCGCGAGACAGAUAGACAGAACAACAAAGAGGAUGAUCGGUCCCUUGCCCUUCUUGACUCCACCCCUCCACCCACCCCCCGAGCGCUGCGACUAGACAGGAUGACCCUCACCCACCCAGGGGCCAUGAUGGACGACCCCAGGGAAUUCCGCAGUCUGUCAGCAGACGGCAGCAGUUCCAACAGCAGUCAGGACUCUCUCCACAAAGCCAGUAAAAAGAAAAGCAUCAAGUCUUCCAUCGGCCGCCUUUUUGGGAAGAAGGAAAAGGGAAGGAUGGGCCCGGCUGGGCGAGAGUCUGCCUCUCUGGCCUCUACGCCUUCUGAGGACCUGGGUACUGGGGAUUCUAUGGGACUGACCAAGGGAAGCAUGACAGGAACUGUUGACAACCGCCGCAGCAAAAGGAAACAUGAGCUGCUGGAGGAGGCGUGUCGUCAGGGUCUUCCCUUUGCAUCCUGGGAUGGACCCACUGUGGUCUCCUGGCUAGAGCUGUGGGUGGGAAUGCCAGCGUGGUACGUGGCAGCCUGUCGUGCCAACGUGAAGAGUGGCGCCAUCAUGGCCAACCUGUCUGACACAGAGAUCCAGAGGGAGAUUGGCAUCAGUAACCCCCUGCACCGCCUCAAACUGAGAUUGGCUAUCCAGGAGAUGGUGUCCCUCACCAGCCCAUCUGCCCCGGCCAGCAAUCGCUCUUCGACCAGUAACGUGUGGAUGACCCAUGCUGAGAUGGAGUCGUUAAACGCAGCCACCAAACCGGAGCUGAAAGAGAUUAGCUGGGAUCAGAUCCUGGCCUAUGGGGAUAUGAACCAUGAGUGGGUGGGUAAUGACUGGCUGCCCAGCCUGGGUCUGCCCCAGUACCGCUCCUACUUCAUGGAGUCCCUGGUGGACGCCCGCAUGCUGGACCACCUGACCAAGAAGGAGCUGAGGGGACAGCUCAAAAUGGUGGACAGCUUCCAUAGGGUUAGUUUGCAUUAUGGCAUAAUGUGUCUGAAGCGCUUGAACUACGACCGCAAAGAGCUAGAGAGGAGGAGAGAAGACAGCCAGCACCAGAACAAAGAUGUGAUGGUGUGGUCCAACGAGCGUGUGAUGUGCUGGGUGCAGAACAUCGGGCUGAAGGAGUACGCUGACAACCUGACAGAGAGCGGGGUCCAUGGGGCCCUCCUGGCUCUGGACGACACCUUCGACUACACCGACUUGGCCCUGCUGCUGCAGAUACCCAAUCAGAACACACAGGCCAGACAACUCCUAGAGAAGGAAUACAACUCCCUCAUCUCUAUGGGAACAGAGAGAAGACCAGAUGAGGAUGGGACUAAGACGUUCACCCGCUCCCCUUCCUGGAGGAAGAUGUUCAGGGAGAAGGACCUUAGGGGGGUGACCUCGGACUCAUCGGAGAACCUGCCUGCUAACUUCCGUGCCUCCGCCAUCUCCACGCCCUCCGUGACACUGAGAAAGGUUCAGAGUGACGUGAACUCUGGGCCUCGCGGUGAGGCAGCCUCAGUCAGGACAUACUCUUGCUGA
Molecule: messenger RNA, 3708 nt
Organism: Salvelinus namaycush (lake trout)
Lineage: Eukaryota; Metazoa; Chordata; Actinopteri; Salmoniformes; Salmonidae
Product: liprin-alpha-3-like
Exons: 30
Coding region: 1-3708 (1235 amino acids)
Biological process (GO): synapse organization
Cellular component (GO): presynaptic active zone
Molecular function (GO): protein binding
Source: RefSeq, a predicted model, not a curated record